This is a messenger RNA of Ostreococcus lucimarinus CCE9901, 1447 nucleotides long. RefSeq lists its product with no specific name. The transcript has a single exon. The coding region runs from base 1 to 1413 and encodes 470 amino acids. Lineage: Eukaryota; Viridiplantae; Chlorophyta; Mamiellophyceae; Mamiellales; Bathycoccaceae. The record is from RefSeq and is a predicted model, not a curated record.
AUGGUUUACGCGCGCAGCGCGCGCGCGACGCCGGUGAAACCACUUUCCCGCCAGAAUCACUCUCGCGGGACAUCGGCGCGAACGACGCGGCGCUCGCGCCCUCAAACGCCUCGCGCCUUGCUCGGGGACGAACAAGACAAAGAACUCUGGAAUGAGACGUCCCUGGGCGACGCCGCGAGCGCGGUAGCGGACGCGAAUGAUGAUUCGCUGUGGGAACACGUGGGCGCGAGCGAGGCGACGCCGCGAAACGCGGCGUUUUCGCGAAAAUCCAGCGCGCAGGACGACGUGGACGAGGACUUGUUCGCAGAUUUAGAGGAAACGUUGUUCAAGGUCGAUCGCGCGGCGCUGCAAAUACAAAAAGCGGAUUUCACGGUGAAUAGUGUCAUCGACAAGAUUAAUCGCGGCAAGGUGAACUUGCGACCGAGUUAUCAGAGAGAAUACGUGUGGACGGUUCGCACGGCGAGUAAGCUCAUAGAGUCUUUGAUCUUAAACAUUCCCGUACCGACGAUGUUCUUUCACGAGACGCAGAGUGGGAAGCUAGAGGUGGUGGAUGGCAAGCAGCGUUUGACGUCGAUUUGGAGCUUUAUUCAGUGUGAAUUUCCGGAUGGAUCUCCGUUCAGGCUGACCGGGUUGGAGGUUUACGAAGACUUGAACGGGUUGACGUUCACGGACUUGCACGAACGAUUUCAAGAGACGAUUUUAGACUACCCUCUGAACGUGCACACGAUCUCACGAUCGUCGCAGCCGGAUUUUGUGUUUGAAGUGUUUGAGCGCUUAAACAUGGGCGCGACGCAGUUGAACGAACAAGAGUUGAGAAACUGCAUCUACCAAGGGAUGUACACCGACUUGCUGGAAGAAUUGGUCAAAAACGAGAAUUUGUUGAAAGUUUAUCGAUCGAAGACGCCGCAUCUGCGCAUGCGCGAUCGGGAGUUGGUUUUGCGGUACUUUGCUAUGAUGCGAACGGCGCCGGAGGGUUUCUUCAUCCCAAUCAAGAGCUGGUUGAACGAGGAGAUGCGCGAAAACAAGGACAUGACGCCUCAAGAUGCAGGAGACAUGCAGGCAUCGUUUAACCGCACGAUCAAGCUCGCGUAUGAUAUUUUCGGCGAUUGCGCGUUUCGCCCAACGUCGCCGGUGGGCAAAGGCAAAAAAGUCACGGAGGAAGACGUCAAUGGUUUGUUCUUCCGUGAAUUCUUCACGUCGGGCGAAAUCAACGUCGCACUUUGGGAUACUUUGAUGUAUUCGUUGACCGACGUCGACGCGAAGAAAGCUUUGGAGAAAAAGAGCACGAUUUUGGCGGCGUGGAUCAACUUGAACAACUCGUCUGAAUUCUCGAAGCUGCAAGUGAGCAACCCAAAGGCGGUGUGCGCGAGACAAGAACUCUGGCAAGCGAAGCUGGAUAAAAUUUUGAAAUAGGUUUAGAAUAUCCCCGUUGUAAUUGACCAACUAC